AUGGAACGGGAAACUUCUGCAAGAAAAGCAAAACGCAAGAUUGAGAUGAUUAUCAGUCCACGGUUGAAUAUGAAUGAGUUGAUGGUUAAAACAAGUGCUGGGGAUUUUGAAUACUUUACGAAAGGGAAACUGGCACUGCAGGAACAAAAACCAUUUUCGUUUACGGGUUCCAAAGAAAUCAAAGACAAUUGCGAGGGAACUAAUCUGGCAGAGCUCACUUCUACAUUUGCAAAUGCUGCGCAUUUGGCACAACUAAAUACCCCCGAAACCUCACCCUUGUCUCAAGCGGAAGAUAAUGGCCCAAAGCAGAACGGUAAAGGUGGAAGCAGAAACACUAUCAACCCCUUUCACGAUGGUUUGGAAUUGCCACAUCUUGCAAGUACCGCAAGAGUGAAUCCUGAAUGUGAGCUAGAGCAAGACAAGAAAAUGACGAAAGAUAUAGACGACUGUAGGUUGGUGUUGGUUCCACAGGAAGUAGAAGUUGAGCAAUUCAAAUCCUUUUCGUGCUUUUCUACCCCUCGCUUAGAUCCAAAUUCUAAACUCGACUCAGAAGUUGAGGGGUUGAAGGAGCCCAUUGCCAUGAAUACUAAUAAACAGUACGGUGAGACGCCAAAGAAACUAACACGAAAUUCAUUCCGGAGAAAACAAAUCAACACUUUUAAUGGAGGUCCUUCAAUCCCAACUGUUAAAAAACGAUUAGCCAAAGGCUUUAUUCCCAAAGGUUAUCAACCCAUGCGACUGAUUGGAAACUCAGAUUUGCAUGAAAGUGGAGGAUUUAGGGGAGGCCAAGUUUUCGCGUCUCAAACGCAAUCGCAAGUACAUGAAGACGACAUUAUAUCGUUUGUCGUUGCAAGAAACCGGCUAUUCGCUGAUAGUAAGAUCGAUAAGGGGAACGUUGUAAAAGCUUCUAAUUUGGAACUCAGCUCACGGCACAGAUUAGCAAAACCGGUUAAGUUAAGAAGAUUGAAUCAAACAGGGCUGCAUGAUACAGUUGACUUGCUGGAGCCACCUAAGAAGUACACGUAUACCUUGCCAGUAAACGGUUCCCUCAACUCAGCAUACACCAAUUCUAUUGACACAUCAACAUUUACAAAUAUAGUUGAAGUUCCAGAGACUCCACACACCCUUGUGCCACAAGUUUCGGCAGCUUCUACUGACUCGUUGAUCUCGAAUUUUCUGCAUUUGCAAGUAUCUACACCACAUACGCAAGCUCCGAUUGUGAAAAGGUCUAUACUCAAAUUAUAUAUAAGUCGAAUCAAAAAAUUACCGAAGGUACUCCAUAGGGAUCAUCAUAUUGUGUAUAAUUUUGGACCUAUAAGUUUGCCGAAAUUGAGAGGGACCAGUCAAAUCCAAUUCACGCAAUUGCAAAACGAAAAGUAUCAUCAUUCAGAGUCUAUGGAAAUAAUGGACAGAACUCCAAGGAUACAAACAAGAAGAAAUUUUACAAAGCACGCAUUCAGAAGCUCAACCUUGGGUAUCAAAGUAUACGAGGAUGAUAGAACCCGCCUAAAAAGGCUUUUUAAUGAAUCUGAGUCACUCGAAUCAGCUGUGCAAUUAUUUGAAAAAUAUCUAGAUGUGUCAAUCAAGUAG
This is a messenger RNA of Lodderomyces orthopsilosis Co 90-125, 1590 nucleotides long. RefSeq lists its product as uncharacterized. The coding region runs from base 1 to 1590 and encodes 529 amino acids. NCBI's taxonomy places the organism in Eukaryota, Fungi, Ascomycota, Pichiomycetes, Serinales, Debaryomycetaceae. The record is from RefSeq and is a predicted model, not a curated record. The transcript has a single exon.